Molecule: messenger RNA, 1296 nt
Organism: Ziziphus jujuba (common jujube)
Lineage: Eukaryota; Viridiplantae; Streptophyta; Magnoliopsida; Rosales; Rhamnaceae
Product: protein BOBBER 1
Exons: 6
Coding region: 189-1088 (299 amino acids)
Biological process (GO): protein folding
Cellular component (GO): cytoplasm
Source: RefSeq, a predicted model, not a curated record
AAAAUAGCACAAGGAAACCUGAAAGUCUAGAACUCUCUACUGUAACAGUAUACAUAGAGCGCGUCCCAGUAAAUCGAAAUCGUCUAUCCUACGCCCGAAACGAACAACAAGGGACUGUUGCGAACUCAAAAAGUGACCAGAGAGAGUUUCGAUUCACCGACACACAACACUCAAACAAACACUCAGUCAUGGCCAUAAUCUCCGACUUCGAAGAGGAGGAGCAGAAACCCAAAUCCAAGCCUUCCUCUGCGGCCUCUGCCUCAUCGGUCUCUGCGACGCCGUUUACGGCGAGCUUGGAUCCCUCAAACCCACUGCAAUUUCUCCAGAAAGCUAUCGACUUGGUUGCCCAAGAAACCGACUUCCUCGAGAAAGAGACGGCGGAGAAGGAGAUUCUCUCCGCCGUGCGCACCGCCAGGCAGAGGAAGGAGAAAAGGAAGGCCGAGGAGAAGAAGGAGAAGGAGGAGAGGAAGAAGCUUGAGACGAAGGAGGAGGUGAAGAAGGAAGCUAUGGAAGAGGUUAAGAAGGAGGUUGAAGCUCCGGCCAAGGCCGAGGAGAAAGAAGAUAGUGGCGCCAGAGUGCCAAACCGAGGCAAUGGUCUUGAUUUGGAGAAGUAUUCUUGGACCCAGACCCUGCAAGAGGUUACUGUAAUUAUUCCUGUGCCUCCUGGAACCAAAGCAAGGUUUAUUGUAUGUGAGAUAAAGAAAAAACAUCUGAAAGUUGGGCUUAAGGGCCAACCUCCUAUCAUUGAAGGGGAGCUUUUCCGACCUAUCAAGCCUGAUGACAGCUAUUGGAGCUUAGAGGAUCAGAGUGCUGUCUCUAUUCUCUUGACCAAACACGAUCAGCUGGAGUGGUGGAAAAGUUUGGUCAAAGGUGAUCCUGAAAUUGAUACUCAAAAGGUUGAACCUGAGUCUAGCAAAUUAUCUGACUUGGACCCAGAAACAAGGCAGACUGUUGAAAAGAUGAUGUUUGAUCAAAGGCAGAAGUCUAUGGGCCUCCCAACUAGUGAUGAAAUGCAGAAGCAGGAGAUUCUGAAGAAAUUCAUGGCUGAGCAUCCAGAGAUGGACUUCUCAAGAGCCAAGAUAUCUUAAAUGGAACCAUUUCAACUUGGCUGACCUUUUUGUAGAUUUGGGAUUAGCUGUUACUUUUUGUCGAUGUAUUCACGUUUGCGGACCUGGUUUGAACUUUGUUGAUAUAGGUUGUUUGUUAACAAAUUAUGGUACAAUUUUACUUUUACAAGAAGUCUCAGGAAUUUGAAUUUAGCGAUUUGCAAUGAAAAAACUAUUUCCUUUGCUGGCC